AUGGCCAAGGCGCCCGCGGAAUUGGACGAGCUCUCGCUCAUGAACAACGCUAGUGCACUGACGCCUGCGGCCCUCACAGCCGCGAAGAAGAAGAAACGGAGAGGUCCCAAGGCCAUGGAUGGCUUGCUCGAUGACAUGGCGCCAUCGCUCGCAGCGACAGCGCAAGUGCAAGCAGACCUUCUUGCGACUGCCAGUGACCUGUACAGACGCAUUGAAGCCGAUCCACACGGCCUUCGUGAUGAUGAGGCGUACUGGAAAUCGCUCCCUGCACAUCUGCGCACAUUCAUCCGCAACGCACUUCCUUUGGGCCAAUUCGCGUCCGGGGGGACGACGGCUGCCACUGAUCCUGCAGCGCCUGCCGACGUCAUGCCACGUCAUGCCUCAACGCAGGCCAUGAUUGCUGUUGCUCAGCAGCUUGCACAGGCUGCACAUGCAUCACAGGUGCCUGCAUCGGAUCUAUAUCGCCACAAGCAAAAAUUCAUGCAGCAUGCAUCACCACAUGGACCGCAGGUUCCACACGUCCCAGGGAUGACGCUUCCUGUGGGUGACGAUGGCGACCUUGUGUUUGUUGACGGAUUCGAUGAUGAAGAGACGGAGCUCGAGCCCUCGUACGCGAGUGACGAGGCUGUGGACGAAAAGCACAGUGUGUCGUCGGAGCACGAGAAAAAGAAGAAGAGCAAGAAGAAGAAGAAAAAGGCUCCUGCUCCAGCCGUAUCUUCGCCCCCGGCCGUUCCUGCAGGAGCACCGACGGCGACACCUGCGCAGGUCCAAGCGCAACUGCAGGCUCAAGCCCAAACCCAAGCGCCGACACCAACGCCAGUCUCCGUCCCAUCCAUGGACCGGCGACUUGCUUCAACAACACCUCUGGCGCCGGUAGGAGCGACGACACCGACCAUGGGUCCGAAGCGCAGCAUGCCGACUGUGCCUGUGGCUGCGCCACACGCACCACUGCCGUCUUCGCGUGCUGCUGGCAAGCUGCCCAUGAUGUUCCACACGGCCACACGCACAGGAGCUGCCGCUCCUCCGCCUCCUGCUCCUGCUCCUACUUCAGCGCCGCCGCCACCUCAUUCAGCGAUGCAAAGGCGUACAAAGAGCUCGUUGAAUGUCAACGGCGAGCACGCGCCCAUGUUCCCAAUGCACAUGGCGGGUGCGGCGCCGCCGCCCAGUGGAAGUGCGCUCACCAUCGGCAGUGCCGAAGAGCGAGACAAGAUCCAUGAGUUUUGGCUUUCUCUAUCGCGACAGGAGCGACGCGCGCUUGUCGAGGCGGACGAACAGAAUGUUCUGCGCAGACUGAAAGAAUACCAGCGACAUGCAUGCACAUGUGCGAUAUGCGUGCGGAAACGCAUGACGAUCGAUGCAAAGAUCUGCGAGUUGUAUGGCUUGUACUAUGAUGCAGUCGAAACGCAUGCGACAAAAAAGACAGGUCCAGUCGACCGAACUUUUGCAGCUGCUGCCGCUGCCGUGGCGGCCGCGGCAGGCGACGGCGGGCCGGAGCUACAGAGCCCCGGGCCUUUCCCAGGAAGUGUGGCGCUUGACAGCCACGGAGGCGUCAUAGGGGCCAAUUUGAUCCUUGCCCGAUAUUCCCUUCGUACACGGCGACGGAAACUAGGGACGUAUCCAGAGACGCCGAAUAGCGAGCGGCGCCUCAUCCCAGACGUUGGUGCGGAGACAGACGACAUGUACUACGAUGAACUGGACGACGAGGAGUAUGAGGACGAUGUGCUUGAAGACGAGUAUGAAGACGACUUUGAUGAUGAGAUCGAGCGGCACGAUCGUCGGCUGCAUCCCGGAGGCCAAUGCUUUAGUCCUGAUUGCUACUGCAUCAACUCGACCUUGACUGUCAAAGGCAUCCUCUCUGUGGCUGAUGACCUGUCUAGUAAUGAAGUGCAAAAACUCGUGCUGAUGAUGGAACAGCUGAUCGAGCGCAGCGCCGCUCUCGAGUCGCCAGAAGAUGCCGUGGAUGACGACUCUGUUCACAGCGAGCUGGAACUCUCGCCUGACGAGCAGCGUGAGCAGGGCUGGCGGCAUGUUCCAGAUCUUCGCCGCCCGGACUCUGGAGCAGCGCGUGCUCAAAGCCUACCGGGAGUGUGUGGCGCAUGA
Messenger RNA from Malassezia globosa CBS 7966, 2100 nucleotides. RefSeq lists its product as uncharacterized. The coding region runs from base 1 to 2100 and encodes 699 amino acids. The transcript has a single exon. NCBI's taxonomy places the organism in Eukaryota, Fungi, Basidiomycota, Malasseziomycetes, Malasseziales, Malasseziaceae. The record is from RefSeq and is a predicted model, not a curated record.